UACAUGCUAUUAUUGUUUCGUUGAAGUUUUCAUUUAGUGGAAGAGUGAUAUAAAUUAUAAGGAAUCCGCAAAAUGAGCAUUAAAUUUAAAAUUCACCGACAUGUACAACUGUAAUUUUUCAUAUGGUUUUAUAUCUCUUUUUUUGUUAUUGAGGAGAUAAAUUGUUACAAUUGCGUGUAAGAUAAAAAUUUUCUCAGGCAUAUAAUGAGAAGACAAAACGAGUUAAGCGUUAAACCGUUGAAAAUUUUACAUAGAAAGUGCACAUUUGUCGAGUUUUUUGUUUUGCUAAAAAAAUUCAUCGUAGAGAGGAAAGUUCCCAUUUAUGCAAAACAUUUUGAUGGUGCAAUGGUAUUAAUGAAUCUAUAGCUUCAGACUAUCGUCUCCGUUGGUCAAUCGAGGCAUAGCCAUAGAAUGGGAAAAAUGGAAUACUUUCCGUUGAUUUAAAGUGACACUUUAUCAAUAAGAAUCCAAAUGAGUGCUAAAGACAUAUGUGCGCAUGUUUAUGACUUUAAUAAAAAGACUGUAGAAAUGCAUUUUACAUACCUAUUUCAUGUAUGAUACACAUAAUGAAUUAUUCUUGUUUAAUAUUUGAACAACAAGGAUAAAUGAUGCAAUAUUUGUAUCAUGAAAUGGAAUAUAUCUUAAGAUUAAAAACGUAUCUGUAUUGUUGCUUACAAUCAAAAAGAGUGUAACCAUAUGAAUUUUUGUAUACUGUAAACGUAAAUGUGAAUGUGUUAUACGACGAUGUUGCUGUUCAUCUCCCUAGCAAAUCUUUUUUAUGUUUGUGUUAAAUAAGGGUACAAUAAGAAUACAAACAUUUUUAUUAAAAUUAAUAAGUUGUUAUAAGUAAAGAACCAACAAUUUUCUUAAUUUUUUGUUACAGAUGCGUGAGCUAUAAUAAGCAACUAUUGUUUUUUUACCAUUAUUUAAUGCAAUACUACGAGUCAGGAUUUGGUACGGAAUUGAAGCUUCUUCUGCAAUGGUUACUGCUCCCAAAAUCGUCAACUCGUACUGCAUACCUGCCAUUGUUGUUUUCAACAUUAACGUGAACUUCUGUUCAAGAAAAGAUAUUUAUGAUCAACAGACUUACAAGUGUUUGAAAAAUCAUUUCGAUCACACAAGAAGGGGCAAGAGUGGCGAAGAAGAAAAUAGUGUAACAGUGUGCAAAAAGAUCGCGCAUCUAUGUGGCAAUCAACCAUCAACGCAGAGCGCAAUUCUUUUCUUUGGACAGUCAAUUUGCAUGUGUCCAAUCGAGUUGUAUUCCAGGAGUCUUACGCCUGUUAGCAUCACUAAAAACUAUGUCGCUGCGUAAUCUGUUGAACAACAAAAUCAGGUAAAGUGUACAUCAAUAACAAAACUAUUGAUUUAUUAUAGUUUAAUACUGUGUUAUAAAAUUAUAAUAUAUUUACAGUUAUAUGGGUGUUUAACUGAACACAAUUUACAAGAACACUGAAUUAAACCGCAUUGGAGAAAACGGGCAAGUUAAAGAUAAAUAAUACAUUAUAUUACUUUAAACAAUCACACAUAUGUGUAUUAUACAGUAUAAACAUCAAUACUGACAUUUAUUAAAUAUUAAAUACAUAAGUUAAAAAGAGCAAAUUAAAUAUUUGAAAACAUAAAUGUUAAUAUUAUUGUAAAUGUAUUCAAUGCAAUUAUACAAAAGCUUAUUUAAAAUA
Molecule: messenger RNA, 1676 nt
Organism: Solenopsis invicta (red fire ant)
Lineage: Eukaryota; Metazoa; Arthropoda; Insecta; Hymenoptera; Formicidae
Exons: 2
Coding region: 980-1312 (110 amino acids)
Source: RefSeq, a predicted model, not a curated record